Messenger RNA from Sphenostylis stenocarpa, 561 nucleotides. NCBI's taxonomy places the organism in Eukaryota, Viridiplantae, Streptophyta, Magnoliopsida, Fabales, Fabaceae. The record is from the annotation of a GenBank genome assembly.
AUGGUAUCUAGAGCAAGACCCCGCUCAACAAGAAAGAGUGCAAAACGCGGAUGGGAAAAUUCAUAUGCUAGAGGACGAAGAAGUCAGAAUGCUCGAGCAAAUGCAACACAGACCGGAGGGAUGGAAAGGCAACAAGCAGUAGCAAUUGAAGACCUAGAACGAGGAGGAAUACCAGGAUUGAGUGGAGAACAAUUGACAACAUUAAUCAACCUACUGAAGACACACAAAGCAAGAGGAAUUGAGAAAUUAUCUGGUAAGAAUGAUGAAUGGUUGGAUCCCGUAAACAACAAAGAACUAGAAUCAAACCUAAUAGACUAUGUAUUCUUUGAUGAACCCAAUGAAAGUCAAAGGAACAAAGGAAAUGAAGCGUGGAUUACAAAUAUAACAAAGAGGGAGAGACUGGGCAAUUGUGAGCAUGAAAGAGAAGAACAAGGAUCUGGAAGUGAAGUGACCAUAAGUGAGGGAAAUAGUGAUGACAGUGGACAAGAAGAGGGUGUAGCUGAACAAGAGGAACGACUUCGUAAAGGACAACACCAACAUAAGCCCUCGGUUCUAUUAUGA